Dujonia railenensis is the source of this 2853-nucleotide messenger RNA. The record is from the annotation of a GenBank genome assembly. NCBI's taxonomy places the organism in Eukaryota, Fungi, Ascomycota, Pichiomycetes, Serinales, Debaryomycetaceae.
AUGUCAUUGGAAGAUUUGAAAGAACCUCCUAAUUUCAACCCGAAGCCGCAUUUUAGCUUUCUCGUAACAGAACUCUUCACGAAACUUGACUUAGUUAAUAAGGAUAAUCUACGAAAUUUUACUUCAAUAACUGCAAAGAAACAAUUCAUUAUAGAUGAGUUCAUUAAAAACUGGAAACAUUACGUUGGCCUAAACAUAUACCCUGCUGCGAGAUUGAUAUUCCCAGCAAGGGAUGGUCGUUUGUAUUUUAUAAGAGAUGUAGGAUUAUCAAGACUAAUCACGAAAAUGUAUAAGAUUCCAAAGAAUUCUAUUGAUUUUAGACGAGUGAACGAUUGGAAAAGAAAUUAUCACGACUAUAAGAAGCUUAAUACAGAUAAAAAGAGACUUCGUACGCUUUCAUAUAUCUUAGCACAACAGAUUUCUGAAAGAAGAGAUGUCCAACCAAAGGGAGACGAAGUCACCAUACAGGAAGUUAACGAUGUCCUCGAUAAGCUAGCAAGCGAUGAAGUGGAAUCAGGAAGUCAACAAAUUGAAUUACUCGAGCCAUUUAUGCGUAAGUUGAAUACUGAGGAACUAAGAUGGUUUUUACAAAUUAUCUUGAAAGAUGCAACGAUAUCUCCUAUGGAGUCAUACUUUUACAGAAGCUGGCAUCCAGAUGCUCCUCAGUUUUCCAACGUGGUUAACAAUCUUAGAGCUGUUUUCUGGAGAUUAACCGAUAUUACGGAAAGACUUUCUGAAAGUGAUUUGAGAGUUCAUCUCAUGUACCCCUUUCUACCACAGUUGGCUGCCAAACCAAAGCUAUCAUAUGAAGAAAUCGCUUCAAGGAUGGGAAAUAACUUUUAUAUCGAAGAAAAGAUCGAUGGAGAUAGGAUGAUAAUGCAUAUGAAACGGAAUUCUGAAGACAAAAAUGAUAUGCACUUCAAGUACUACACCAGGAGGUGCAGAGAUUACAGCUUAUUAUACGGAGAAGAUUUAAAGAACGGUGCUAUGAGUAAGUACCUAAGGUAUGCCUUUCAUGAGGGUGUUAGUAGCUGCGUUUUAGACGGUGAAAUGGUAGCUUGGGAUUAUAGACGAAAUGUUAUACUUCCUUUCGGCACAUUAAAGGCAUCUGCUGUACAAGAAGCAGUGAGACAUUUCACCACUGAAGAUGCUUUCUCAGAUCAAUCCGCAUGGCCCUUAUUCAUAAUAUAUGACAUUUUAUAUUUAAAUGGGGUGCAUUUGGUUGGUACUAAGUUGAUCGAACGUCGGAAUGCUUUAAAGAGAAUAAUCAUUGAAAUUCCACAUAGAUUUGAGUUAUUAGAGACACCGAUUGCUCAUACCGCUCAAGAUAUUGAGGAUGCAAUGAAAAAAACCGUUUUGGAACGAAGUGAAGGAGUUAUGCUUAAAAAUGUCAACCUGAAGUAUAAGAUUGCCCAAAGAGAUAAUUCAUGGGUUAAGGUAAAACCGGAAUAUCUUGAGCAAUUUGGAGAAAACUUAGAUUUGGUAGUCAUAGGGGUAAUCAAGGGUGUUAAGAAUGCAUACAUGUGUGCAUUGAAAGAUACAAGCGAUGGUGAUAUCUACAAAUCAUUUUGCACGGUGGGUAAUGGGUUUUCUAAUUCUGAAUAUGAUGAAAUAAGAAGAAUCACUGAAGGUAAGUGGCAUGAUUAUAAAACUGAACCUCCUCCACCAGAUAAGGUGCUUUUCGGGUCAAGGAAGCCUGAUCAAUGGAUAUAUCCAGAGGAUUCACUUGUAAUAGAAAUUAAAGCAAGAUCUAUUGACAGUGAGUUAUUGGGCACCUAUGCAGUUGGGAACACAUUGCAUAAUUUGUACUGCAGAAGGUUGAGACUAGAUAAAUCAUACGAAGAGUGUGUGACAUUACAAGAAUAUAAAGAGAUGAAAGAAUUGAAUUCAAUGGAUGCUGCUAAAGCCCAAGAGGUUAUAAAGGGAAACAAACAGCUAGGUGUUAAACCAAGUAAGGAAAAUAGACUUCUUGGUGAUGCUAUAGCUAUUAAGAAUGUAAAGGUGGUUUCUACUUUAUUCAAGGGCCUCAAAUUUAUUAUUUUAUCAGGUAAAGUAGAUCUGAAAACAGGAGAUAGAAUCUCAGAUACUGAUAUUAUCAAAGUUGUUAAGAAGCAUGGUGGCAUAAUUUGUACCAACGUUGAACCUCAGAGCGUUGUAGAUAGAAAAAUUAUCUGUGUGAGUGAAGUAUUGACAGUUAAAUCGAAGCAAAUGCUCAAAAUCGGAAUAGAUUUAAUACUGCCUGAAUGGAUUUUCCAAUGCAUAAGGUAUAAUUCAAUUCUUCCAAUUGAACCUUCAUUGAUUUUUAGGAGUAGUUCAGAUAAAUUAGUUGAAACUAGUAAACGCAGGCUAGAUGAAUAUGGUGAUAGUUACAUUCUUCAUGUGGAUGAGCCUAUCCAGAAAUAUGCUAAAAGGUUACAUAUAGUUAAAGAAGAAGGGGGAGCAGCAAAUAGGCAAGGUCUUGUCACACUUCAAACUAAUGCAAGUGCUGAUUUCAAAUCAGCUGGAGUAGAUGAUUCCCCUAUUGCUUACCUUUUCAAAGAUGUCAAAUUUUAUAUCGUGUCUCUUCAAUCAACGCCAAGCUGGCAAACAGAAGGACUCGAGAGGAAGAUUAAAAGGUAUUUCGGGGAAGUAACACUAGCCUUAGAAGAUGCUUCCUUUGUAGUGUUCACUGCAUUCGAUAAGUAUGAUUUCGCUGCCGACCAAGAGGGAAGACGUAAGGCUAAGGAAAUUUCUAGCCGUAUUUCGAAUGAGUGGUCAAGGUCGAAAAAGAUUCCGUACAUCGUUGAUGAAUCCUUUGUUGACGAAAGUAUUAGAAAUAAAGUAUUAGUCGAUCCACAAGAUUAUAAGGUAUAG